Molecule: messenger RNA, 771 nt
Organism: Bipolaris victoriae FI3
Lineage: Eukaryota; Fungi; Ascomycota; Dothideomycetes; Pleosporales; Pleosporaceae
Exons: 1
Coding region: 1-771 (256 amino acids)
Source: RefSeq, a predicted model, not a curated record
AUGUCUAGUCACACUUACAACUCGGGACUGAUUGACUCACUCCUCGAACAGGUUUCGAAUCUGGGCUCUUCUACGACCCUUGAUCAAGACGUACAACUCCGAUAUGCCACAAACUCAUCUCCCAGAGACUCUGGAUUUGGUAGUAACUCUGGACAUGCCGAAGAGACUUCUCAGACCUGGAGAUCCGUUUCCCAAUCCAAUCUCACGUUGGCGGAGCGCAUCAAGCAGGAUCUGAGGGCCAUCUUUGGUACGCAACGCACGCCAUUGAAAGAUGUGAUUAUGAUAGAGUUCCCCCACCGUAGUGAUGCGUUCAAGUGCUCGUCGGAAGAAGAGUUGGCGGUUACGCAGCUUGCUCUGAUUAAAGAUCACGUCGGGAUCAAUGCAGAGGAGGUGUUCAGUCGCUGGAACGCCGAUGACGCUGCGCCCAACUGGAAUGCAGACGUGGUCCAGCCCGCUGUAAAGAUAUUUAUGGGAUGGAAUCGAUCUUUUCGCACGCUCUUCUCCAUGUCGCAAGAAUCGUUUCUUCGAGUCGUUGCGUGGGGAGAGCUGGUGCGCUUGAUGAACAAGUCUUGGACGAUGAUGCAGUCUCAACCGGGCGAGAAGGUAAUGUUCGCCCAGCUCGGACAUGUCCAUCGUCGGUUCUUCAAGGCCAAGGCUACUUAUGAUAAGGAAAAGAAGGAUUGGAAGGUUAGUCGCUUCGAGGCGCUGGGUUGUGAUAUGAUUGCAGCGUAUCUUGUUACGAUGACGAUAGAAAUCGGUAGGAGUACAUAG